Molecule: messenger RNA, 499 nt
Organism: Sinocyclocheilus grahami
Lineage: Eukaryota; Metazoa; Chordata; Actinopteri; Cypriniformes; Cyprinidae
Gene: ttc32
Product: tetratricopeptide repeat domain 32
Exons: 2
Coding region: 49-390 (113 amino acids)
Molecular function (GO): protein binding
Source: RefSeq, a predicted model, not a curated record
AUAUUCAUGAGCUUUUUUUUAUCGCGACGAAACUAAGUAGCGCGUCUCAUGGAGAACAGCGAGCUCAUGAUCCUACAGAAAGCACAUGACGAGUUCAACAGUAAGAAUUAUAAACGAGCAGAGGAAUUAUACACACAAUUAAUCGAGUCUUGCACCAAAUCCAGAGACUGCAGUGCUCAUGAUUUGGCCAUCGCCUAUAAUAACCGAGGGCAGGUCAAGUAUCUGAGGGUGGAUUUCUAUGAAGCCAUGGAUGACUAUACCUCUGCCAUACAGAUCAACAGCCAGUUUGAAGUGCCACUGUAUAACAGAGGAUUGAUACGUUACAGAUUGGGUAGAUACAGAGUUGAACCAUUACACGGGGGCUUAAGUUGCUAUAGAUCAAAUUUGUAACUGUUUUCUUCAUGCAUCACCUCAGUGCUUGUGAACAAUUCCCAUAACCCUUCUUAAGAUGAACUGAGAUGGUUUUGGGCACUGGUUAGGCUGGAGACCAGCUUAAACC